AUGGGUUUGCCAAGAGAGCUCAUGUCAGGAGUCAAGGUUUGCUGUCGGCCAGUGAUGUGUGAUAAAUUACAUGUGAUGCUGCUCAUGAGAUCAUACGUCUUCGAAAGCGAAGCUACAGUCACGGGGAAUAAUGGGGUGGUCAUCCACGGCAGCAAGGACAGGCCAGGACAAGGAAAGCCACGUUCACGGAUUGUUCCUUCUGCCGAGGUCGAUGUCCGAACGCCCUGGCCCAAUGAAAAGAUGGCUACUGCUCUUCACUCGCGAAAACACUUCUUUCUGAUCACCUCUGAGCUACACGACGGCGAGCCAGCGCCUGAUCACGAAGUGGAUGGCCUUGGGCACGGCACCAUUGAGCUCAUUGAUCCGGAUUCAAGAUCUCAUUUGGAUGAUCCGAAUCCAAGACAUACGGAUCAUACAUCUUUGAAAUGGGCUUCAGUCUUACUUACGGUGCUGUGGGGAUGGUAUGAAGUUGUCUCCUCCACUAUAGCAGGCAAGGAGAGUAGCUCUAUCGUGUUCUCCCGUAGAAGUUCGGGAUUGAUGAUGCUGGACCCCCAACGUACACAUGACAGCAGUGACAUCGUUGUCGCCAUGCCAUGCCAAGACGACAGGACGCCUGAUGAAGCUAAAUUGUAUAUCUUGCACAUACACAAAGCAGUUCGGUAUGGCUUGCUUGUCCGUCCCGCAAUAUUGCCAUUUGCUGGAAUUCCAAUCCUCAGCGUCCCGCAACAGUCGAGUCCUGGCGCACGCUGGAACGGAUCGGCAGCGCCAAUGGCGGAGGACAUCGAUAUGGAUAUCGGUCCCACGACACUCGUGGCGUUAGCGUCAUAUGCAUUCUACAUGCUUGAUCCCCAGCUCCUGCGCCUCUGUCUCAACUUCAGGUGUUCUUCGCGCAGGCGUUACCAGACGAUGCAUUCCAUCGGACUCAUUUUACCUUUCCUGGCUUUCGUCGAGUCCGCCUUUGGACAGCUUGGCCAGUCGAAUGCAACCGCUGGAGCUUUCACUGAUAUUCUGCUGUGCAACCAGACUUUUGCAGAUGCGAACGGGACUGGCGUCUUCACAGUCAAUCCCAACGUCGAUCAAGGAACGCAGACGGAUCAACCAGAUAAUGACACUGGGAAGACAAGACCUGUAGACCUGGCGGUCACGCUGGUUGAGGAACCCAACACUUCUCGUCUUCAAUUGACAACAUGGCUCAACCCCCGAGGUGCCAACUACAGCGACGACUUUGGCCUCGGCUACGAUGUAUGCGGCAUGGCUAUUGGGCCUUUUCCAAACAACACGCUAUACAGAGCACAGUCAGAUAAUGGUUCCUGCUACUCUGUGCUGGAUGAGACCUGCGUCAACGACAUCAAGAUUUUGGCGCAGCAGUUUGCCUUGGAGUUGACGUUGAAUCCAACGCCGUAUCCUAAUAGCAACCUCACCGUCGACUCAAUCAGCACGGUGUGCUCUGAUAUCGCUGCGAAUUUGAUGAUACAACAGUUAGCAAUGCUACUCGUGAGUAUCCCCAUCGCAGCUCUGACUGGAUACAACUCCUCCAUACUGUACGCGAACUGCUACACGAAUGUGAGCCACAAUGAUGCAUACUACGCGAUCGAGACCUCUUUCGUCGAUUACAAUGAUGCCAACUACAAUCUCCUGGGGCGAAUCGCUGCACCAAUUCUCGCCAUUUGGAUGCCUAUAGCGAAUGCCGAGCGACCAAGCACAAUUCAGUAUGCUACCGCUGAAUUGAUCUGCGCAGGAGUAAAGAAGUUCAAUCCGGGCAGCCGGGUCGCUGCAUCGCUGCCGUCUCCGACCCCAGUCGGAAGCGGUGGUGGAUUGGCUGGAGGCGCGAUUGCUGGAAUUGUUGUUGGUGUUGUGGUCGGUGUCGCUUUGAUUGCAGCUUUGGCCGUAUGGUGGUUGGUUUCUCAAAGACGAAGAGCGAGGAGUAAUGCGGCCGUAGAAGUGACACCGCCGGAGAAAGGAACAAGUGAUUACUCUUCAACAGGAGCAGGGCCACCUGGCGAUGUCAAGGUCAAUGAACAAAUGUCACCUACGGAAGCUCCGGAUACGGCCCUAUCGGAGCUGCCUCCAUCAACCUCUACAAGGUCAGAAUUGGACACAGGAAAGGGCGUCGAGCGUUUCGAGCUGCCUUCGGAGGCCUCCAAACCUGUGGAGCUUCCUGGGAGCGGAGCGGCCGUCCGAAAUUAG
Molecule: messenger RNA, 2187 nt
Organism: Pseudocercospora fijiensis CIRAD86
Lineage: Eukaryota; Fungi; Ascomycota; Dothideomycetes; Mycosphaerellales; Mycosphaerellaceae
Exons: 19
Coding region: 1-2187 (728 amino acids)
Source: RefSeq, a predicted model, not a curated record